Panthera uncia (snow leopard) is the source of this 612-nucleotide messenger RNA. RefSeq names its product non-histone chromosomal protein HMG-17-like. NCBI's taxonomy places the organism in Eukaryota, Metazoa, Chordata, Mammalia, Carnivora, Felidae. The transcript has a single exon. The annotation marks the transcript as partial. Gene Ontology annotation, molecular function: nucleosomal DNA binding. Gene Ontology annotation, biological process: chromatin organization. Gene Ontology annotation, cellular component: chromatin; nucleus. The record is from RefSeq and is a predicted model, not a curated record.
UGCCCUGCCACAGUCGCCACCAGGCCCAAGAGAAAGAAUGAAGGGGAUGCUAAAGCCAAGGUGAAGGAUGAGCCACAGAGAAGAUGUGCAAGAUUUCCUGCUAAACCUGCUCCUCCAAAGACAGAGCCCAAACCUAAAAAGGCCCCUGCACAAAAGGGAGAGAAGGUACCCAAAGGGAAAAAGGGGAAAGCUGAUGCUGGCAAGGAUGGGGAUGGCCCUACAGAAAACAGAGAUGCCAAAACAGACCAGGCACAGAAAGCUGAGGGUGUUGGAGAUGACAAGUGAAGUGUGUGAUUUUUGAUAACUGUGUACUUCUGGUGACUGUACAGUUUGAAAUACUAUUUAUCAAGUUUUAUAAAAAUGCAGAAUUGUCUUCUACUUAAAAAAAAAUUUUUUUUUAAUAUUUAUUUAUUUUUGAGAGAAAGAGAGACAGAGCAUGAGCAGGGGAGGGGCAGAUAGAGAGGGAAUUGGAAGCAGGCUCCAGGCUCUGAGCUGUCAACACAGAACCCAAUGCGGGGCUUGAACUUGUGGACCAUGAGAUCAUGACCUGAGUGGAAGUCGGACGCUUAACCAACUGAGCCACCCAGGUGCCCCGUGUUUUACUUUUUUUUU